AUGGCCAAGCUAGCGGCCUGGUGGUCUCUGCUGGGCUGCGUGUCUGCGCCGGGCCGCCGUGUGCCGAGCCUCCUCUGCGACGACGGAGAAGGAAGGCCGCGGCGGGGAUGCGAGCUCGUGGGAUCGUUGAUCAAUUGCUCCCUUAAUUGGAAGGGUGCCGGGGCGGAGAACCAAGCAGAGAUCCAAGUCCAGAGUUACGAUUGA
Miscanthus lutarioriparius is the source of this 204-nucleotide messenger RNA. Lineage: Eukaryota; Viridiplantae; Streptophyta; Magnoliopsida; Poales; Poaceae. The record is from the annotation of a GenBank genome assembly.